UGAGGGUCGGGUGGUGACUUAUUGACCAGAGACGUUUUUAACUUAGCAGGCCAGUCGCCUCCCAUCAGCAGAGGAGUUGAACCUGAACCUGAAUCAGAACCAGAACCAGGAGUAGGACACGGACCUGAACCAGGACCUGGACCUGAACCUAAACCUGAACCUGGACCUGGACCUGAACCUGAACCUGAACCAGGACCAGAACCAAAGGAGUCCAGUUCAGUCUGAAGCUGCAGUCAUGGUUGAUGUGAAGCAGCGGAGCAGCGGGGUGUCUCCUCCGGACGGGGGAUGGGGCUGGGUGAUUGUUGGCUGCUGCUUCAUGGUGACGGUCUGCACACGAGCAGUGACCAGGUGCAUCUCCAUCUUCUUCAUGGAGUUUCAGGCUCAUUUUGGAGCCGACUACUCGGAGACAGCGUGGAUCCACAGUCUGUUGGACUGCACCACGAUGCUCUGUGCUCCUGUCGGCAGUCUGUUUGGGACCCGGUGGUCCUGCCGGGGGACGGUGAUGUUGGGAGGACUCAUCUCGUCCUGUGGCCUCCUCCUCAGCUCCUUCACCAGCAGCCUGGAGCUGCUCUAUGUCUUCAUGGGCGUCCUCACAGGUCUGGGUUUCGCUCUCUGUUACACGCCGGCCAUCGCCAUGGUGGGCUGUUACUUCCGGCGGAGGAAGGCUCUGGCGUACGGUGUCGCCAUGUCGGGCAGCGGGAUCGGGACGUUCGUGCUGGCCCCCGCUGUGCAGCUGCUAAUCGAGCUGUACACGUGGAGGGGGGCGCUGCUCGUCCUCAGCGCCUUCGUCGCCAACCUCUGCGUCUGUGGGGCGCUUCUUCGACCAAUCACACUGCGGGAGGAGGAGGCGGAGGAGGAGGGGGGGGACAGACGUGGAUGUUCGUCAUCAGGUGCGUCGCCCUCUCCUUCUUCUUUACCGUCGCUGCCCCUGCUGCCGGGAAACCCCGCCCCUCAGGUGGAGAGGAGGCGAUGCUUCAGCUCCUGGUCCAGUAAGGAGUACCGCUUCCUGCUGCUGCCGGACUUCCUGCUCCUGGCCGUGUCCUUCCUGUUCUUAGCCAGCGGCUGCAGCCUCCCCUUCGUCUACCUGGUGCCCUAUGCUCUGCACGCCGGCGUCAGCCACCAGCACGCCGCCUUCCUCAUGUCCAUCCUUGGAGUCAUUGACAUCGUGGGGAACAUCACCUUCGGCUGGCUGACAGACCACAGGUGUUUGAAGCCGUACCGUCUCACCUGUUACAUCGUCUCCGUGGCGAUGGAGGGUCUCUGCUGCCUCUUCAUACCGUUGCUUCGCUCUUUCCCGAUUCUCGUGCCCUUUGCAGUUCUCUACGGAUACUUCGAUGGCGCCUACGUCGCGCUGAUCCCUGUGGUGACGUCGGAUGUGGUGGGAGCUCAGUACCUGUCCUCGGCGCUGGGUGUGGUCUAUUUCCUCCACGCCAUCCCAUAUCUCGUCAGCCCCCCCAUCGCAGGUUGGCUGGUUGACAUCACAGGAAGUUACACAGCCACCUUCCUCCUCAGUGGCGCCGCCCAGCUGGCGAGCGCGCUCAUCCUCUCUACCGUUGCUGGGAUUCGUCGCUGCUGCCUCCACCGCCCACCCGCCCACAAAGAAUGAGCCCCUCCCCCACAGCCUAUCCGACCAAUCGGACUGUGUCAUCGGUAGUAGGUGGUCGCCUCGUAGCGUUGAACUCCUGUUUUUAUGUCAGAGGAACAAUCACGUGCUCUAGGUUUUAACUCAGGUAUUGAUCAGGUCAGUUUGUCCAAACAUCAACAUUCAUUGACUGUGAGCUUCCUGUUCCUGUCAAAAUAAGAGUCCCACUGGUUGUUUUAUGAUGAAAAGUCAGGAGUGAAGGAAGAAGAGUCCACCUGUUUGUUACCUUGGUGACAGAAGCUGCUGUUCUAGAUUAGAACAUUCACAGAAAAUUAAAUGUCUUAAAAUUGUUAUACCUUUGUCACAUGAGAAAAACAAGUAAAGAAAACAAUGAACAUUCUGUCAAAGUCA
Molecule: messenger RNA, 1993 nt
Organism: Hippoglossus stenolepis (Pacific halibut)
Lineage: Eukaryota; Metazoa; Chordata; Actinopteri; Pleuronectiformes; Pleuronectidae
Gene: slc16a12b
Product: solute carrier family 16 member 12b
Exons: 7
Coding region: 236-1606 (456 amino acids)
Biological process (GO): monocarboxylic acid transport; transmembrane transport
Molecular function (GO): monocarboxylic acid transmembrane transporter activity
Source: RefSeq, a predicted model, not a curated record